UAAACAGUGUGACACCCAGCGGAAGUAAACAACACAAGCGCCCCGUAGCGUUAGCUGAAUGCUCGUGUUGAGUGAGCUGGAUAAGACCGUAUUGUAGUCGUGGUGCAGCUAAUUCUUUCGGCUGUAAUUAAGCAGCAAUGUCUUCAGUUGGGUAUUUGAGAGAGUUUGUCAACGAGCGGCUAACUGCUGCUGCUGAAGAAAUAUUCCGAGUUUUUGAAAAGACUAUCGCCGAGUACGAGGAGGAGAUCCAUCGUCAGCGCAGACUGUUGGAUAUCGUUUGGAAACCCGACAUAAGGUUACACAGGAUAGACGUCCAGCACCUGUUGGUUGUUAAAGAAGAAUUUCCCCUUGAGCAGCAGGAGUGGAGCUCCAGUGUGGACCAGGAUCAGCCAGAGCCCCCACAUAUUAGAGAGAAACUAUGGACCACUCAGGAGGGAGAGCAGCUUCAAGAGCUGGAGGAGGCUGACCAGCUGAUCACCAAUUUCCCAUUUACUCUUGUCCCUGCAAAGAAGGAAGAUAAUGUAGAGAAACCUCAGUUCUUACAGCUUCAUCAAGGACAAACUGAACAAAUUAAAACAGAAGCUGAUGGAGAGGACUGUGGAGGACCAGAACAAGCCAUGAACUCAGAUCAACAUUUACACCCAGAUACUGAUGACAAGUCUGGAGACUCUUCCGAAUCUAAGAAUAAUGGCAGUGAUUCUUGGAAAGAGAGCAAUGGAUGUCUGUCAAGUUUAAACUCUCUGAAACAUAAAGUUUCUCAGAGUGAUGAAGCAUCAAACAACAAUCACCUGACGGUCCACAGAAGUCAUACAGGAGAGGAACAUUUUACAGAAGGAGGCAGUCUGAGCCAACACACAAUGGUUCAUACAGGGCUACACAUGGGGGUAAAUCAGCAGGACCCGGAGCCACCACACAUUAAAGAGGAACAGGAGGAACUCCGGAUCAGUCAGGACAGAGAGCAGCUUCAAGGGCGGGAGGGGGCUGAUAUCACCAAGUUCCCAAUAACUCUUGUCUCUGUGAAGAGUGAAGAUGAUGAAGCGAGACCUCCGUUCUCACAGAUUAAUCAAAGACAAACUGAACAGAUGAAAACAGAAGCUGACGGGGAGGACUGUGAAGGACCAGAACCAGCCAUGAACUCAGAUCCAGAUACACAUUUACAACCAGAUAAUGAUGACGAGACUGGAGACUCUUCUGAACCUGAGACUGAUAACAAUGCUGAUUGGAAGGAGACCAAAGAACCUCAGUCAGGUUUAAACUCUAUGAAAAAUAAUGAAGUCCCUAUCAGUGAUUCGAGAUUUAGUGCUGGUGAGAAUCCAUUUAGCUGCUCUGAGUGUGGGAAAAGAUUUGGCCGCAAGACAAGUCUGAAGAGACAUAUGAUAACUCAUACAGGAGAGAAACCAUUUAGCUGCUCAGUCUGUAAUAAAGCUUUUACGGACAGUAGACAUUUAAAGAGUCACAUGAGAAGUCACACAGGAGAGAAACCAUUUAGCUGCUCAGUCUGUAACAGAGCUUUUACAGUGAGUGGAAGCUUAAAGGCACACAUGAGAAUCCACACAGGAGAAAAAACAUUUAGCUGCUCAGUCUGUAAGAAAGCUUUUAAACAGAAAGGGGGUUUACAUAGACACAUGAUAACCCACACAGGAGAGAAACUAUUAAGCAGUGUGGAGUGAAGCUCCAGUCUACAAGGAGAGCAGAGAACCUCCGUCAGGGUUAAACCCUCUGAAAAUGAAUGAAUUAUCUAAAGGUGAUAUGAGCUGUAAUAAUCUGUGGCUCCUUAAAAAGACAUAAAAGCCUAAAAUCCCAUAAUUUUAAAUGUAAGCUUUAAAACAUCUGUCAUUACAGGCUUAUAAAUUGAUUUGAUUAUAAAGGUAAUGUUACUGUUGAGCUCUUUGAUACUCCAAAGAUUAACUUGUCAGUUGUUGCAACUUAAUGUGGACUUGGAAAUGAAACAAAAAAAUCAGUGUAACCCCAGCCCUCUGCAAAAUGGCAGCUGAUUUGUAGUCACAAGGAUCAGCCACACAACUCAGUCUCCCAGCAUACAGUCUGUGUUUUUGUUCCGGUGCUGCCUGCUGUUAUAUAGAGUAUGCCAGUUUGAAGAGAUGGGUUUAGACAGGAUUUGAAUGUGGGGAGAAAGACAGUGGAUUGGCGACCAGAUUAAAUUAAGAUAACAAACUGACAAUGAGGCACUGCUGGGAUUUGAACCCAGGAUCUCCUGUUUAUGAGACCGGCUCUUCAACCACUAAGCUACAGCGCCUCCUCCAGCUUGACAAGAAUACAGUGAGUGAACAGGGAUGUGGACAAUAGAUGUUAUAAAAAACACACUGCUUUGCAAAUGUUUUUUCAGAAGGGAAAUGGAUUGAACACAUUUGUUAAUGCUUUUAAACGAUUUUAGUGAGAAACCCUGAAUGCAAACAUAUCUUUUGUUAGUUAAAGGGGCGCUAUGCAGUUUUGGCCAUUUCUUCUCUGUUUUCUCACUUUUUGCUCGCAGCUUUCUCUACAGAACUCCCCUUACAGCUUCAGAAUAGAUAUUUGGCAGCCCCUAUGUUUACUUGUGUCUGACUCCUCGCUCGGUCAGUCUGCUGUUUACUCUUUCUCUGUUCCUCCGACAGUGCUUUCCUAGCUUUCUGCUUCUUUUCUGCCGGCUCAGCCAUGAUGAUAGUGUGAAAAACUCCAUCGCUACCUUGUUAGCCGGUUCCUGAAUAGGUGUAAGUGUGCAGAUCGAGCCGCAGGCUCCAGCUACUUUCAAUAUGUGAAAACCUAUGGUUAUCCUUGUAUUACAUUACACUGUAGGGCCAUGUAGCUAAUAAGUAGCCUGUAACAAAUAUAAAAUCAGAAAGAUUUAUCACAUGCACACACCAGUUCUGUUUAGACUACUUAAUCCUAUUGUAUUUGUUAUUUCCCCAGUUGUAACCUGGUUUCAUUUGUGCAGCCUUAUUGAUGUGAUAUGUGAGAGUAAGUGGAUUUUAUAGGACUGCUUAGCUAAUCAAAUAAAAAUGAUGGAUCUCCUAA
Molecule: messenger RNA, 3009 nt
Organism: Perca fluviatilis (European perch)
Lineage: Eukaryota; Metazoa; Chordata; Actinopteri; Perciformes; Percidae
Product: zinc finger protein 26-like
Exons: 3
Coding region: 138-1670 (510 amino acids)
Cellular component (GO): nucleus
Source: RefSeq, a predicted model, not a curated record